This is a messenger RNA of Schistocerca americana (American grasshopper), 3801 nucleotides long. Its product is annotated as neuropeptide FF receptor 2-like. Gene Ontology annotation, biological process: G protein-coupled receptor signaling pathway. NCBI's taxonomy places the organism in Eukaryota, Metazoa, Arthropoda, Insecta, Orthoptera, Acrididae. Gene Ontology annotation, cellular component: plasma membrane. Gene Ontology annotation, molecular function: neuropeptide Y receptor activity. The transcript has 4 exons. The record is from RefSeq and is a predicted model, not a curated record. The coding region runs from base 947 to 2449 and encodes 500 amino acids.
CUCUCCGCCGCCGCCGCAGACGGACGCGCCUCUCCACUAGCUGCGCUGUCUGCCGCCCGCCACACGUGCUGCACGUAAACACGACGCGCCGACCCGCUCUGCGCGCCGUCUCAGGUGACAACCUACAGUGAUAGUAGAACUAUCAGGGCUCUUGGUCGAAGGCGAUCUACAUGGCUGAAUAGGGCUGUACAGCGUGUUGGUUUUUUUGUGGCGUGUGAAACGUUUUUGGAAAUGCAUCAAAGGAUAUUGUGGUGAUUAAACACAGUGAAUGACGAUAGCAUAGUUCGUGUGUCUGAAGAUAGUGAAGCGAGAACUUCAAACUCAUUCCACUUCGUUUCGUAAAUUGAGAGGUAAUCCAAUUUCGUUGUGAAACUUGCUGCACUUACGCAGACAACUGAUUAUUAUGUCGGAGUACUAGCCUAUGGGAACUCAAAACUAAUAAUAGUAUACAAGACUUAAGUAUUUAAUUAUAUGUUUUUGAGACACGGCUUAUGCCACUAGAUUUCGUGCAAACUGUAGCAGUAGCUAGCAUUGAAACAAGAAUAUUUCACCUUUAGGAGUGGAUACUUGCGUAUGAGGAACUAUUGUAAGGGUAAAGUAACGUUUAAUUCGUACUGCUGCAGUAGGUACUGGUAACAUCUGAAGUGUGGAGAGGUCGUCAUAGCGUGUAGAAGCACAAUUGAGAACUGGAAUUAUUGAUUUGCAACUGAAAACAUUGUUUGCGGUUAGGUCGGGAGUGUAAAAGAAGCUGUUUAAAGAGUAAAGAAUUGAAGACAGAGAGUAAUUGACAUAGAAGAUCGCUCUAGAGCGAUUGAAGAUGUGGUCUCAGACGGAAUGUGUCGCGUGUAGGUUGUGCGCCUCACAGAGGAGCAGCGGCCGGUCACCGCCUGCGUCCCCCGUCCGCGUGUGAUCCGCGCCGGCGCGCACGUGCCGCUUAACCCGCGCCAUGUCUUACAACUCGUCGUACCUGUGGGGCAACGACAGCGCGCCCGGAGGCUGGGGCGGCCGCUUCUUCUUCUCGUUCUACAGCGAGCUGGGCGAGCGGCGCGCCGCGGCGCUGGCCGAGGUGUGCCUGCUGUCGCUGACGCUGCUCGCGUCGCUGGUGGCGAACGCGGGCAUCGCAGCCGCCGUGCUGCGCUACCGCGAGCUGCGCACCGUCACCAACUGCUUCCUGCUCAACCUGGCCGCCGCCGACGUCGUCUUCGCGCUCGGCAUCCCCGCCGUCGCCAUGUCGCGCCUGCAGCGCGGCUGGCAGCUGGGCGACGGCGUCUGCCGCGCGCUCCCCUACUCGCAGUUCGUGUGCGGCUUCGUGCUGCUGUGGACGCUGACGCUCAUCUCGAUGGACCGGCACCGCUGCAUCGUGGUGCCGCCGUACCGGUCGCGCCUCACGCCGCGGCUCGCCUCGCUGCUCACGGCCGCCACCUGGCUGCUCGCCGCCGUGCUCUUCCUGCCCGUCGCCUUCUGGUUCCGAGAGCAGCCGGUGGAGGCGGAGGGCGGGGAGCAGCUGUCGGUGUGCACGCUGGUGUUCCCGCGCUCGGACACGGUAAACCUGUCGCUGUGCUUCACGGUGCCGGUGCUGAUCGUGGCCUGCCUGCUCCCCAUGGGCCUCCUCGUCUAUCACUACCAGCGCAUCUUCAACAAGCUGCUGGCCUCCCGCAGCCGCUGGGCCGUGCCGUGCGUCGCCAGCUCCGGCGGAGGCGGCGGGGGCGUCAACGUGGCACCCGACUGCGACUCGUCGGGCACUCCCACAGCCACCAACAAUAACAACAACAAUAACAACAACAGCGCGCAGGCGCUGCGGCGCGACAGCGACCUGAGCUUCGUGGGCAGCCUGAUGAUGCCGUGGGCGCGCAAGGUGUCGGGCGCGAGCCAGGCGUCGGGCGGCGGCGUGGGCGGGCACCAGGCGCGCGCCGGCUCGCUGUCGCAGCACGAGGAGCUGCGCCUCAGCAAGCACCUGCGCGUGGUGCGCGUGCUGCUGCUGAAUGUGCUGGUCGUGCUGCUCAUGUGGCUGCCCAUCACCAUCAUGAUGUUCCUCAUCUACGUGGACGGCAGCCGCCCCAACGAGGACACCGCCUUCUUCCUGCGCUCCCACCACUUCGUAUGGUCGCUGCUCGUCGCGCUGCUCAACACCGUGGUAAACCCGCUGCUGUACGGCGUCCUCUCCGAGAACUUCCGCGCCUGCUUCGCCAGGAUGUGGCUGGGCGGCCGCGGCCGGCGCCGGCGGCAGCGCGAGCUGAUGCGCGGCUGCGGGGGCGGCGGCGGCGGCGGCGGCGGCUGCGGGGGCAGCAAGUCCAACGCCGCAGACGCCUUCGGCGGCAUCGCCAACCGGACGCCCAGCAGCGGCCGCGCCAACGGCUACGUCACAGCGUCGGGUGCCAAGUUCGCCAAGAAGAUGAGCGGCUGCAGCAUCGGCUCGGUGCUGGAGCUGCCGAGCGGGCAGAUGGUCUGAGUUCCGUGAUGGUCGCACCGCUGGUGCAGCGUCUCCAACGCACUGUCGGCGGAAUCUCCGAAUUUGUCGCUCACUGUAGACGUGUCGGAAAUAGCCGUCAGAUAAAGGGCCUACCACGGAGGCUUUCUGCAUAGAGGAGUUCUAAGCACGUACGAGGUGCAAUUAUCUUUUCAGUGGCCUCGCUUAGCUCAGGAUAUAGGCACUUUCCAACUGUGAAGCUGAAAGCCGCCUUCUCCUUCUACGCAGUGACACAGCAUAGCUCUGACUGCGCCAGUUAUCUAGAUCUCUUAAGUUCUACGAAAAAUAGGUGUAGCACAAGCAGGACAUAUUCUAUGCUCCAAAUGUAUUGUGUUUGCGGCCACCUCGAAUGAAAUCUGUCAUUCAUUAAUUGUGUCAGUAAGAGAGAAAGCAGGGAAAGAAACAAAUUUUUAAUUGAUAGUCACCGAUAGACUGGAGCUCAAAAGAGGCAAGUAUCCAGAUGAGAUUUAAACCCGGCACAGAAUUUCAAUCUGACAUUAAUUUCGGUCGGAUGUGCUCACAUCUCACUUUCGUUCUUCCUAGUCGGGGAAAAGUCUAAAACUUGGUUCACUGGAAUUUUGUUUCUUCUUGCACAAACGUAUUUGAAAAUUAUGUUGCACCAAUUUCAGGUUAAGAGUUACCAAAAAGUAGAGAUAUUGUUCCAGUUAAGUGCGAGCCGGUCAGUUUCUCAUUAAAUCUUCUACGCUGGCAUUGUCAACUUACAGCAACAUCUACCGAUCUUUUACAACGUAAGCCGACACUACAUGCUGCAAUAUAGAUUUAAUCAACUACUGUGCUGUUACAUUUUCGCUGUACCGCACUUCAAUUAACUGAGCUGUAAAUACCAGAGAGAGAAUCUGCGAGAAACGUGCCUUUGGAACGGCGAAUUGUCUGAAUUCAAAUUCAGAAUAAAAUUAUUCUCCACGGCAGAAAAGUGUUUGUUGUUGCUUGAUGUAGAAUCCGCCGAAGUUUCAGGCAGCCUCACAGCACAUUAUUACAAAGACGAAGUAAUGAAAAUUUCUAUCAGAUGUUGUGCGAUAGGGCGAGGUUUAGUUCGCACUGUCACCACAAAUCAAGGUUAAAAAUCAACCGUAGUUGAAAAAUGCGGCUAAGAAGCAGCUCCGGCGUAAUCUUACACAGCCCAUAUUGUUGAACGAAUGUCACCGUAUGACACCUGUUUAUGGGAGAGUGCCGUAGAAAAGAAUAAAUUUACCAAUUCGGCGUACAGAGUAAGUACUCAAGCCGCUAUAAUUGCAUUUGAGAGUGUUGGGAUUGAUAUCCACUUUCAGUUACCCAGAUACAUUCCACGCUUUCCCUAAACCGUUUGAGGCAAA